GGGCGGUUCCCCUUCCUUCCCUCCAUGUGAGCAGUUUUCCGAAACCCCGUGCGCGAAGGGCUGCCGAGAGAAGUAGACCGGUGGCCGUGCCAGGAACAUGAGGCAGCGUCUCCUCUUCCUGGCCAGCUUAGUUCCUCUCGUGCUGGCGCCGCGACCCCCGGACGCCUCGGGUGAGGCCCUGGAGAGGCUGGAUUCUUUGCUCUCAGACUACGACAUCCUUUCUUUAUCUAGUAUCCAGCAGCACUCUGUAAGGAGAAGGGAUCUUCAGCCUUCAACACAUUUAGAAAUGCAACUAACUUUUUCAGCUUUGAAAAGGCAUUUUAAAUUGUAUCUAACAUCAAGUACUGAGCGCUUUUCACAAAAUUUCAAAGUCGUCGUGGUGGAUGGCGAGGCAGAAAGCGAGUAUGCCGUCAGGUGGCAGGACUUCUUCAGCGGCCACAUGGUCGGUGAGCCUGAUUCUAGGGUCCUGGCCCACAUAGGAGAUGAUGAUGUUACCAUAAGGAUCAACACAGACGGGGCAGAGUAUAACAUAGAGCCACUCUGGAGAUUUGUUAGUGAUACUAAAGACAGAAGAAUGCUGGCUUACAGAUCGGAAGACAUCAGGAAUGUUUCACGCUUGCAGUCUCCCAAAGUGUGUGGCUAUGUGAAACUGGAAGAUGAGGAGCUGAUUCCGAAAGGGCUGAUGGACAGGGAGCCGCCGGGAGAGUUUGUCCAUCGGGUGAAGAGAAGAGCCGACCCGGAUCCCAUGAAGAACACGUGUAAACUACUGGUGGUUGCAGAUCAUCGCUUUUAUAAGUACAUGGGCCGCGGGGAGGAGAGCACCACCACCAAUUACCUGAUAGAGCUAAUUGACAGAGUUGAUGACAUCUAUCGGAACACUUCAUGGGAUAAUGCGGGCUUUAAAGGUUAUGGAAUACAGAUAGAGCAGAUUCGCAUUCUCAAGUCUCCACAAGAGGUGAGACCUGGCGAAAGGCAUUACAACAUGGCGAAGAGUUACCCGCACGAGGAGAAGGAUGCGUGGGAUGUGAAGAUGCUGCUGGAGCAAUUCAGCUUUGAUAUAGCCGAGGAAGCAUCAAAAGUCUGCCUGGCUCACCUUUUCACGUACCAGGAUUUUGACAUGGGGACGCUCGGAUUGGCCUACGUGGGCUCUCCUAGAGCGAACAGUCACGGAGGCGUCUGUCCCAAGGCUUAUUAUAGUCCUGUUGGGAAGAAAAAUAUCUAUUUGAAUAGUGGUUUGACCAGCACAAAAAAUUAUGGUAAAACCAUCCUCACAAAGGAAGCAGACCUGGUCACCACUCAUGAACUGGGGCACAACUUCGGAGCAGAACACGAUCCAGACGCCCUACCUGAAUGUGCGCCAAACGAGGACCAGGGCGGGAAAUACGUGAUGUACCCCAUCGCCGUGAGCGGUGACCACGAGAACAACAAGAUGUUUUCCAACUGCAGUAAGCAGUCUAUCUAUAAGACCAUCGAGAGCAAGGCCCAGGAGUGCUUCCAGGAGCGCAGCAACAAGGUGUGCGGCAACUCCAGGGUAGACGAGGGGGAAGAGUGCGACCCCGGUAUCAUGUACCUCAACAACGACACCUGCUGCCACAGCGACUGCACGCUGAGGCCGGGUGUGCAGUGCAGUGACAGGAACAGUCCGUGCUGUAAGAACUGCCAGUUCGAGACGGCCCAGAAGCGGUGCCAGGAGGCCAUCAAUGCUACCUGCAAGGGCGUGUCCUACUGCACAGGGAACAGCAGCGAGUGCCCCCCACCUGGGAACGCAGAGGAUGACACGGUCUGCCUGGACCUGGGCAAGUGCAAGGAUGGGAAGUGCAUCCCCUUCUGUGAGCGCGAACAGCAGCUGGAGUCCUGCGCCUGCAAUGAAACUGACAACUCGUGCAAGGUGUGCUGCAGGGACUUGUCUGGCCGUUGUGCACCCUACGUUGAUGCUGAGCAGAAGAACUUAUUUCUGAGGAAAGGGAAGCCGUGUACAGUAGGCUUCUGUGACAUGAACGGCAAAUGUGAGAAACGAGUACAGGAUGUGAUCGAGCGGUUCUGGGACUUCAUUGACCAGCUGAGCAUCAACACGUUUGGGAAGUUUUUAGCAGACAACAUCGUGGGGUCCGUCCUGGUUUUCUCCUUGCUGUUCUGGAUUCCCUUCAGCAUUCUUGUCCAUUGUGUGGAUAAGAAGCUGGAUAAGCAAUAUGAGUCUCUGUCCCUGUUCCACCCCAGCAAUGUGGAGAUGCUGAGCAGCAUGGACUCGGCGUCCGUGCGUGUCAUAAAGCCCUUCGCCGCGCCGCAGACCCCGGGCUGCCUGCAGCCGCUGCCCCCAGGCCCUGCCAUGCCGCCCGUGGCCGUGGCCCCGAAGCCGGAGCACCAGAGGAUGGACACCAUCCAGGAGGACCCCAGCACUGACUCGCACACGGACGAGGACGGCCUCGACAAGGACCCCUUCCCCACCAGCAGUGCAGCCGCGAAGUCCUUCGAGGACCUCACCGACCACCCGGUCACCCGGAGUGAGAAGGCUGCAUCCUUCAGGCUGCAGCGGCAGAGCCGUGUGGACAGCAAGGAGACGGAGUGCUAGUGCCCCCCGCGGUCACCCUGGUCACUCUGCAGAGGUGAGGGCUGUGGCCUGUGCGGGCAGUCGGGUUCUCAGCGUGAGCGAGCUGUGGCGCCGAGCAGGACGCGUGCUUCUGCACACCUGCCUGUCCCAGAGGUAACGCACUGAGGAGGGAGCGCCAGGCGCUCUUCCGCACGCCCGACUGAGGAGCGUGUGUAGUCAUUUGGGAGGACAACUGGAACUUUUUUUUGCCUUCAAGGAAAGGAAAAGAGACAGACCUGGUUACUCAUUACCUCCAUGCUGUCACUUUGUUCCUGGUAUUCCCCAAAGCUUUUCACAGCAGGGACAAUCUUACGUGAAACGAACUUGGCUCAGUGUCCCUACCUGACUGAAGCCAGCUGUACUGGGAUUAGGAGGACUGUGGUUAGGGCCAGCUGCAUGCAGACCCCAGCUCACUGUGCAUCUCUGGUGCUGGCAGCCUGGGCCUCCGCACUUCGCCCUGGCCUGGCCCUUUUACAAGUUUUGAGCCUCGGUCUUAGGAGAUCACCCCAGCCACACACUCCUACCUGCUAGUGCAGAGGUUAGCUCUUUGGGGCAGAGGGUGACCUGCGAGACCCACCUACGGACGCUGUCCAGGCUCUCAGGGUGCUGCCCGCCCAUGCGGGCAGGACGUGGAGGGCUCAGACCUGUGCUGCCUGUGCCUUUCUUCCCAGCGCUAUGUCCCGCAGAUGUUAUACUGUACUUGAACUUGUACCUGGGCAUUUGCUCACUCCUGCCUAGUCACACUACUCUUGUAUUUCAGUUACACUUUCAGAAUCUGACACAAGGUGAGUUGGGCUUGUG
Messenger RNA from Fukomys damarensis (Damara mole-rat), 3388 nucleotides. It is a transcript of the gene Adam17, whose product is annotated as ADAM metallopeptidase domain 17. Gene Ontology annotation, biological process: membrane protein ectodomain proteolysis; Notch signaling pathway. Bases 98 to 2569 code for a protein of 823 amino acids. Lineage: Eukaryota; Metazoa; Chordata; Mammalia; Rodentia; Bathyergidae. The transcript has 21 exons. Gene Ontology annotation, cellular component: plasma membrane. Gene Ontology annotation, molecular function: metalloendopeptidase activity. The record is from RefSeq and is a predicted model, not a curated record.